UUUGUUUUGUUUUGUAUAUUAUGUUUCCAAAAAAAUUAAAAAUUAAAUCGCAUGGUAGAGGCUAAAGCGCGAUUAUACCUGGCUUUUAAACCACAUAAUAUUAAAGAUAUCAUAGUAUCUGUAUUCAUAUUUUAAAACUAAUUUAAUCACAUAUCAGGUGAUAGUAUUAAAACUUAGAUAACUGAUAUUGGAAUUUCUUAAUAAUGCACUAAAUUUACAAUAUAGGUAUUAUUGUGUCAUUAUAAUACAAUUUAUAUUUCAUAUUAAAUUACUUUAUUUUAUUCUACCUAUUGUGUUACUUAAAAUAAUACUGAAAUACAACUAUGGUAAACAUGAGGAAAAUAUUAAACAAAAUGGCUGAAAUAAACCUGGACGAAGGACGUCGACAUAUGGAAGUUGAAGGUAAAGAAAAUCGUUCUGUAUUUGUAAGCAACUUAGAUUUUGCUGUGACCGAAAUGGAAGUGAAAGAUUCAUUGUCUUCAGUUGGUCACUGUGAAGUGUUAUUAGUUAGAGAUUUCAAAGGCCGGUCUAAAGGAUUUGGUUAUGUGCUUUUUGAAAAGCCUGAAAUGGUUGCAGAAGCAUUGAAAAAAGAUCGUGAAUCUGUAAAUAAUAGACCAAUGUUUGUAUCUAAAUGUCAACCUGAUAAACAAAGCAGAUCGUCAGGAUUACGAUUUCCUACUGAACUAGAAAAAAACAAAUUGUUUGUUAAAGGUUUACCAUUGACUUGUACAAAAACUGAUUUAGAAAAUAUUUUUAAGCCAUAUGGAGCUUUAAAAGACAUUCGGGUUGUGACAUUUAGAAAUGGUCAUUCAAAAGGAUUAGCUUAUGUAGAUUUUGAGGAUGAGGUAUCAGCUGCUCAAGCAUUGUUAAAAACAGAUAACACAGUAAUUAAAGAUAGAACUAUAUCAGUAGCAUUAAGUCAGCCACCAGAACGUAGAGAACCUUCAGACAUUAAAUCUUACCCUCCUGUUGCUAAAUUUAAAUCACAAGCUACACCUCUUUUAUUAGGGCGUCGUGCAAAACUAUCUUAUACACCAAGUGUAUUGCAGAAAAAGUCUGCGCAAACUGCAUCAACAUCUGCUGAUGAUAAAACUCCACUAAAUAACGAAGACUUCAGAAAAAUGUUACUUGGUAGCAUGUAAUUAGCUAUUGAAUAUUAUUUUUGUUUUAAAAUAGUAAAAUAAUACUUUAUUUUAUAUUUACCUUAUCUUUAUAUAAUUAAAAAUAUUUAAUUUUAAUAUUAAAUCUUAUAAAUAUACUUAAUAAAAAAAAAAAUUAAU
Messenger RNA from Metopolophium dirhodum (rose-grain aphid), 1280 nucleotides. RefSeq names its product squamous cell carcinoma antigen recognized by T-cells 3-like. Gene Ontology annotation, molecular function: RNA binding. The transcript is spliced from 6 exons. Bases 324 to 1142 code for a protein of 272 amino acids. The record is from RefSeq and is a predicted model, not a curated record. Lineage: Eukaryota; Metazoa; Arthropoda; Insecta; Hemiptera; Aphididae.